AUAACACCUUUUUCAGCCACUUCUCCCCCGUAUACAACUCUAUUUACUAGUAUUUACCAAUUAACAACUAAAACAAUUAUUCAUGACUCUAUCUAUACCUUCUUCAAUGGCUCCAUCAUCGCCGGUGGUUGCACAACAGUCACCGUGGCACUCACCAGUGCCAUACCUCUUUGGUGGACUUGCUGCCAUGCUCACUCUCAUUUCUUUUGCUCUCAUGAUCCUCGCUUGCUCCUAUGCUAAAUACGCCAGAGACGAGGAGAACGCCGGCGAUGGAGAAAGAGACCUUGAGGCCGGAGAUGAUAAACCAGACAACGACAAGGAAUUAUCCUCUGUUUUUGAAGAGAAGUAUCUUGUAAUCAUGGCGGGAGAAUCAAAACCAACGUUUCUGGCGACACCCAUCUCGAGCAGACCCUUAAUGUUUUGUAGAUGUAGUUGCCGGAGCUUCUCGACGGAAAAUUCCUCGACGUCGGAAGUGGUAAUGAUGGAGGAGAAUCAAGAAGAAAAACAGGGGAGGAGUAGUAAUCAGGUACAAGUUAGGAACACGGCGAAUCAGGACACCACAGAUCAUAUCCCUUGAUAUCUUCCAAAUUUCAUUUCUUUUGCGUUCAGGGUACCUAUCCAAAGAAAUACCGAAUGGUGGCGAUUGUGGGUUGUAUGGUAGAUAGGGUGGAGACUACUGUAGGUGAUCAUUCAGCAUUACCUCGUAUUUCUUAGUUUUAAGUUUUAACCAAUCGGAAUGUACAUAAAAAUUACAAGGAAUGAAAGAGGACACUUGUUUACA
This is a messenger RNA of Lactuca sativa (garden lettuce), 781 nucleotides long. Lineage: Eukaryota; Viridiplantae; Streptophyta; Magnoliopsida; Asterales; Asteraceae. The record is from RefSeq and is a predicted model, not a curated record.